AUGGCGGGCCGCCAUGAUUGUCUGGAAAAAGAAAUUAGGAUCGUGUUGAUAGGAAAAACAGGAUGUGGGAAAAGUGCCACCGGAAAUACAAUUCUUGGUAAGAAAGUAUUUGAAUCUGGUGUAUCCGGGUCAUCUGUUACAAGCAAAUGCUCCCAAAAGCACGCUUUUCGAUUUGACAGGAAACUAUUAAUUGUUGAUACACCGGGGAUUUUUGAUACCAAGCAUUCAAAUAAAGAAAUACAAAAUGAAAUAGUCAAAUGCAUCAGCAUUACAUCACCAGGUCCUCACGCUUUUAUUCUAGUCCUGUCCUUGACUAGAUAUACAAAAGAGGAACACAACACAACGAUGCACUUCGUCAAACAUUUUGGGAAAGACAUAUUUAAAUAUUUUAUUGUUCUAUUCACCCGCAAGGAUGAUUUAGACGAAGAAAAUAGAACUUUGUUACAGCAUAUUCAAACAGUUCCACCGGAAUUAAAAUUAUUUAUCAAGCGCUGUGGGGGAAGAGUACUUGCAUUUAACAAUAGGCUGAAGGGCGAACAAACAAAUGCUCAAGUUGAAGAGCUCUUGUCAAUGAUUUUAGAAAAUACAGAAAAUAAUAAUGGAGAAUGUUACACUGAUGAAAUGUAUAUCCAAGCUGAAAAACUUAUCAAAGAAAGGGAAAAAGAAGAAGUUAAAAAAGCAAAAGAAGAAAGAGAUAAAGAGUUACGGGAAAUGGAAAAGAAAUUUAUGUCAAAAUACGAAAAGGAAAAGAUGAUCAGAGACACAAACGAGAAAUUAAGGGAAAAAAAAGAAAAAGUACGGGAUAAAAUACGAGAUGAUAUCGAGCAUGAAAUAGGCUUAUUCAGCAAAGUUGGAGCCGUUAUUGAUAGCGUUAUUUCAUUAUAUAAGGAUUUACCAAACAACGAUUUACAUCCGAUGGAGUGA
This is a messenger RNA of Saccostrea cuccullata (small rock oyster), 924 nucleotides long. Its product is annotated as GTPase IMAP family member 4-like. The coding region runs from base 1 to 924 and encodes 307 amino acids. The record is from RefSeq and is a predicted model, not a curated record. Gene Ontology annotation, molecular function: GTP binding. NCBI's taxonomy places the organism in Eukaryota, Metazoa, Mollusca, Bivalvia, Ostreida, Ostreidae. The transcript has 2 exons.